Messenger RNA from Adineta ricciae, 1263 nucleotides. The record is from the annotation of a GenBank genome assembly. Lineage: Eukaryota; Metazoa; Rotifera; Eurotatoria; Adinetida; Adinetidae.
AUGGGUGUUCAUCUUACCAGUAAUGAUUCGUUUAUUAAAUUCACGAAAUCCGAUCACACACAUAUGCCUGUUCCUGAAAAGCUAGAAAUUCGGAGGGUGUUAGCAGAUGUGAAAAAUCGUAUUAAUCGUGAAACAACUGCCGUUGGUAAAAUUUACACAGAAGAAGUUUCUCGAGCUAAUCUUUCCACUACUGCACUGGCUAUGGCGAAUACAGCUAAACAAGCGAAUCGUGGUUUAGAUAAACUUCGUCGAAAAAAUACACCUAUUCUCCCAUCAUCAUUGAAUUUUGAUAUUCCUUCACGAUAUAAGAAAACAAUUGAUGGACGACGUUAUUUGCUCGCUGAUAAAGUUCAACAUGUUGAUAAAGAUGUUUAUAAAGACGUUGAAAAACGUAUUCUAGUUUAUUCAACUGACGAACAACUUGGUCUUCUUUUUGCAUCACCACAUGUUAUGAUGGACGGUACAUUCGCCAGUUGCCCAUCGCAUUUUGAUCAAGUAUAUUCGAUACAUUCUAUGAAAGAUAAUCAAAGUCAUCUUUGCGUUAUUGCUCUUCUUUGUGGCCGGUCCAGUAUCAUUUAUAAAGAAUUGUUUUCAAUUCUGUUUCAUCAUGCGCACCGUCUUCAAAUGAGAUUUCAUCCCACAGCAAUAACAACUGAUUUUGAAUCAGCUAUGACUAAAACGAUAGCUGAAGAAUUUCCAAAUGUACGACACAUAGGAUGUCAUUUCCAUUUUACCAAUUCAAUUAUCAGACAAAUUCAGUGUCUUAAUUUAACCACUGUGUAUCGUAACGACGAACACGCACGUUCCACUGCACGUCAAUUAAUGACGCUUCCAUUUAUUCCUCUUGAUCACACACAAUAUAUCUUUGAUAAAAUCGUUGAUGCAGCGCCCCGUGUGAUGAAACCAUUAAUCGAUUAUUUUGAAAACUAUUGGAUCAGAAAGAUGCGUUGGAGUUUAUGGAAUGUCUGUGGAGUGGAACAUCGUACUAAUAAUCAUGUGGAGGGCUGGAAUCAUCGGUUCAAUCGCUUGGUAUCAAAAUUCCACCCGAACGUAUGGCAUUUAUUCCAGUGCUUUCGCACUGAAGAAGUUUCUGUUCGUCAAGCUAUACUGAAGCUGAGUAUGGGAGAGAAGAAACAAAUCAACAAGAAAACCGCUGAUUUUCAACAGCGACUUAAUGUACUUCAAUCUCAAUUUGAUGACAAAGUGAUAACAGUUGACGAGCUCUUCGAAGGACUAACACUAUUGGUCGCAACGAAAACUUAA